AUGACUCUAUCGACAAGAUCAAAUAAUGAUGAUUUUCCAUCUGAAAUUCCUCCUAAAAGAUUCAAAAAUACAGAAACUGAAGAGGUUGAUCUUGAUUCUUUAGAGUGUGAUCCAGGAUUGCGUCGACAAAUUUGGGAAUAUCAUCCUAAUCAACGAGACGAGAUUCGUCGAGUUUAUUUGAAUCUGAAAGUAUAUCAACCUAUUCUUCAAGAAUAUCCAUUAAAUAAAAAUAUUAAGCACCCUCGAAGAUUUCAGUCAACUUGGUAUGAACAAUUUCCUUGGUUGGAGUAUUCACCCACUAAAGAUAAAGCAUAUUGCUUUCCAUGUUUUAUCUUCAACAAACCUUCAGGAUGCUUAAAUCAAACUACAUUUACUGCUGAUGGAUUUGAUAAGUGGAAGAAAGUUCGAAAUGCAAAAGCUUGUGCUUUCCUAGGCCAUAUGGGAAAGGAUAAUGUAUCUUCACCCAUCGUAAUGCUGAAAAGGCAUGCUGACAUACACGUGGUGUUAUUACUUGCACUUCAAGGAAUUCCGUUUAGAGGUCAUGAUGAGAAAUCUAGUUCAUCUAAUCGUGGCAAUUUUCUUGAAUUUUUGGAUGUGCUGACCAUGUACAAUGAUGAACUUUCAAAAGCAAUUGCGAAAGCUCCAAAAAAUGCCAAAUAUACAAGUCACGGUAUUCAGAAACAAAUACUUCAUGUGCUUUCGGUGAGAGUGAAAAAUAUAAUUCGUGAAGAAAUUGGAGUUGCCAAGUAUUGCAUAAUUGUUGAUGAAGCCCGAGAUGCAUCAAAAAGAGAGCAAAUGUCUAUAGUAUUGAGGUUUGUGGAUAGUAAUGGAUUCAUUCAAGAACAUUUUUUUGGCCUUGUUUAUGUAUCUGAUACUGCGGCUUUAACUUUAAAGGAUGCUAUAUAUUCUGCUUUGGCUCACUACAAUUUGGAUGUUCAAAAUAUUAGAGGUCAAGGCUAUGAUGGUGCUAGUAAUAUGAGGGGCGAGUUUAAUGGAUUGCAAGCUUUGAUUAUAAAAGAUUGUAAAAGUGCUUAUUAUGUCCAUUGCUUUGCUCAUCGGUUACAAUUGACUUUGGUUGCAGCAGCAAAAAAAUGUGACACCUAUUGA
This is a messenger RNA of Zingiber officinale, 1107 nucleotides long. Its product is annotated as zinc finger MYM-type protein 1-like. NCBI's taxonomy places the organism in Eukaryota, Viridiplantae, Streptophyta, Magnoliopsida, Zingiberales, Zingiberaceae. The record is from RefSeq and is a predicted model, not a curated record. Bases 1 to 1107 code for a protein of 368 amino acids. The transcript has 2 exons.